AUGGCGAAUGCUACAGCUCAGCUGAGCAGCAAGGCACGCUUCUUCUUCUUAGUCGUCUUCUCAUUGUCGCUCGUGUGCCGCGCCGGGGCGUCCAAUGGCGCUGCCGCCACGGGCGACGAGGCGGCGAUGCUGCUGGCCAUCAGGGCCUUGCUCGCCGACCCACUGGGGGAGCUCAGUGGCUGGGGCUCCGCGCCGCAUUGCGGCUGGAAGGGCGUGCGCUGCGACGACCGGGGCGCGGUCACCGGCCUUGACCUCGCGGGCAUGAACCUGAGCGGCACCAUCCCGGACGACGUCCUCGGCCUCAGCGCGCUCACCUCGGUCGUGCUCCGCGGCAACGCGUUCGCGGGCGGGCUACCGGCCGCGCUGGUGUCGAUCCCGACGCUCCGGGAGCUCGACGUCAGCGAUAACGGCUUCACCGGCCUGUUCCCGGCCGGCCUCGGCUCGUGCGCCUCGCUGGCGCAUUUCAACUCCUCCGGCAACGACUUCGUCGGCCCGCUCCCGGCCGACCUCGGCAACGCCACCGAGCUCGAGACCCUCGACGUCAGGGGCGGCUUCUUCUCUGGCACGAUCCCCGAGAGCUACGGCAGGCUCCGGAAGCUCGAGUUCUUGGGGCUCGCGGGCAACAACCUCAGCGGCGCUCUCCCGGCUGUGCUAUUCGAGCUCACGGCGUUAGAGCAGAUCAUCAUCGGCUACAACGAGUUCACCGGCCCGAUCCCAGCGGCCAUCGGCAAGCUCAAGAACCUCCGGUACCUUGACAUGGCGAUCGGCGGCUUGGAAGGCCCCAUCCCACCCGAGCUCGGCCGGCUGCCGGCGCUCGACACCGUGUUCCUUUACGGGAACAACGUCGGCGGUGAGAUACCCAAGGAGCUCGGCAACCUGGCCUCCCUCGUCAUGCUCGACCUCUCUGAAAAUGCACUCACCGGCGCGAUCCCACCGGAGCUGGCGCAGCUCGCCAACCUGCAGCUGCUCAACAUCAUGUGCAACCGGCUCAAGGGCGGCGUCCCGGCGGGCGUCGGUGAGCUUCCCAGGCUUGAGGUGCUCCAGCUGUGGAACAACUCCCUCACCGGCCCGCUGCCGCUGUCGCUCGGCGCCGAGCAUCCACUGCAGUGGCUCGACGUGUCGACGAACGCGCUCUCCGGGCCGGUGCCCGCCGGCCUCUGCGGCAGCGGCAACCUGACCGGGCUGAUACUGUUCAACAAUGCCUUCACGGGCCCGAUCCCGACGAGCCUCGCCACGUGCUCGUCGCUGGUCCGCGUGCGCGCGCACAACAACCGGCUGAACGGCGCGGUGCCGACGGCGCUCGGGCGAUUGCAUCGCCUGGAUCGCCUGGAGCUGGCCGGGAACGAGCUCUCCGGCGAGAUCCCGGACGACCUGGCGCUCUCGACGUCGCUCUCCUUCAUCGACCUCUCGCGCAACCGGCUGCGGUCGGCACUGCCGCCGCGCAUCCUGUCCAUUCCGACGCUGCAGACGUUCGCCGCAGCGGGGAACGAGCUGACCGGAGGCGUGCCGGACGAGCUGGGCGGUUGCCGGGCACUCUCCGCGCUUGAUCUGUCGGGCAACCGGCUCUCCGGCGCCAUCCCGGCGGGUCUCGCGUCGUGCCAGCGGCUCGCGGCGCUGAUCCUCAGGAGAAACCGCCUCGCCGGCGACAUCCCCAGGCCGUUCGCCACGAUGCCGGCACUGUCCGUCCUAGACCUCUCCAACAACCUCCUCUCCGGCGAGAUACCGAGCAACCUGGGCAGCUCGCCGGCGCUCGAGAUGCUCAGCGUGGCGUACAACAACCUCACCGGUCCCGUGCCGGCGACGGGGCUGAUGAGGACGAUCAACCCCGACGAGCUGGCCGGGAACCCGGGGCUCUGCGGCGGCGUGCUGCCCCCGUGCCUGGCCAACGCUUCAUCCUCGGAAGCGUCCUCCAGACUCCGGCGCUCGCACGCGAAGCUCAUCGCUGUCGGGUGGGCGAUCGGCAUCUCCGUCGCACUCGUGGCCUGCGGAGCCGUCUUCCUCGGUAAGGUGCUGCACCAGCGGCGGUACGCCAAUGGUGCUGGAUGCUGCGACGACGACGCCGCUGAGGAGGACGGGAGCGUCUCGACGGCGUUCCAGCGGCUAGGUUUCACCGGCGCCGAGGCGAUCGCGUGCGUCAAGGAGAACAACAUCGUCGGCAGCAAGUCCAGCCAUCCCUCAUGA
This is a messenger RNA of Triticum turgidum subsp. durum (durum wheat), 2181 nucleotides long. The record is from the annotation of a GenBank genome assembly. NCBI's taxonomy places the organism in Eukaryota, Viridiplantae, Streptophyta, Magnoliopsida, Poales, Poaceae.